Colletotrichum navitas is the source of this 761-nucleotide messenger RNA. RefSeq names its product translocase SEC61 complex gamma subunit. Bases 270 to 482 code for a protein of 70 amino acids. Gene Ontology annotation, biological process: protein targeting; post-translational protein targeting to membrane, translocation. The record is from RefSeq and is a predicted model, not a curated record. The transcript is spliced from 2 exons. Gene Ontology annotation, cellular component: membrane; Ssh1 translocon complex. Gene Ontology annotation, molecular function: transmembrane protein transporter activity. NCBI's taxonomy places the organism in Eukaryota, Fungi, Ascomycota, Sordariomycetes, Glomerellales, Glomerellaceae.
CUUCCCUCCGUAGCGGGAGCUUGACCCGAAAUUUUGGGGUCCAUCUGGCGACAGCGCACUCAAUUUAACACAUCUCCCUUCAACCCAUCGAUUUCUCGAUACUUCCACCCGCCCUCCCUGCACGUCUUAAACACUCCGUCGUCGCGCCUCUCUUUUAUCGACUUUGCGAUUUACUGUUCCACUGCAGCCCAUUGGGAUUCCAUUUGCGACCUUCAUCCAACCACACACACAUACCUUUCCUCCCCAGUACCCACGCGCUUCUAUCCACAAUGGCCGACCAAGUCAAGGAGAUCCUCGAGGUUCCCUCCGAGUUCGCCCAGGAAGGUGUUCAGUUUAUGAGACGGUGCACCAAGCCCGACAAGGUCGAGUUCCUGAAGCUCUGCCAGGCCGUCGGUGUCGGUUUCCUCAUCAUGGGCGCUGUCGGCUACAUUGUCAAGCUGAUCCACAUCCCCGUCAAUAACAUCCUCGUCGGAGGCGCAUAAACGCAUAGGUGUCAUAUUCAACGGAAGUACCCGAGUCCACGGGUCGGCUUCUUACGCUCUACUACGUCGGCGCGGCCGACCAAGAUGAUGAUUUUAUACGCAAGGAUGGGUCUCGAAAAGCAUUGCAUGGGCAGAUUGCAACAUCAUGAUAGCCAGACGUGAGGGACGUCGCGCAGGAGUGGUGGGAGAUACCCCGAGACCAGUGGCUUCAUCGAUCAUGUACCAUUGCCAAAAGAGGGGGUUGACGCGCAUGGAAGAUGUACAAAUAAUAAAAAAUAA